AUGAAGCUGUUCAAUUCACUAUCACUUCUAACGAAACGAUCGGAGCACAUGACAGAGUUUGAAAAGAAUUUCAACGAACGUGUGAUUGGAAUUCUCGAGGAAACGCGAGCAACAAACCUCCAAGAAUUUCGGAAAAAUGCUCAACGAUUUAUUGACGAGUUGAGGCUUCAUUCGUUCAGUGAUGAAAACGGAUACAAAUUUAUUACAAUAAUGAAGCUUUCGCACAUUCUUCGCAAAUCUCCUCCCGAUGUUGUUGAAAUGCUGCCGUUAAGUAUGGUGAUGGCCUUGAUUAAAAUGACAGCUUAUAACGGAGCAAUCGAUAUUCUAUUGAUUGAUGAAUUGGUGAAGACGUAUGUUCACUGCGAGACGAUUUACAUCAAAUUAUUGCCAUACGCGGAAAACAAUAAAGAGAUUUCGAGCUAUGAAUUGCAACAAUUCAUAACAGCGUGUUACGUGCCUCUGAUGAAAAAUAAGCCGGAAAAUGUGGAAUAUUAUGCAGCAUAUAUUGUCGGAAUCAUAUUUUUCAUUGUUGAUUCGCGGAGAAAAGAAUUUGCGCUUAUUCAAGAUAUUCUCACUUCGACAUUACUUUUUCAUUUAGAAACCUGCAUCCAAUUCGAUAAUGGAGUUCUUCAAAUCGAACCACAUAUUAACUUUUUUUCCAUCAAAUGCUUCCAAAGUGCUCUUCACGAGUUUCGUUCUUUAGAUGUCGAUCGGAAUGGGGUGUUAUCGCAAUCUGAAAUGCUCGUUUUCAGAUACUCGUUUUUCAAUCAGGUGUUCAUUAAGAGAGUCUUCGAAAUUUCGCAAACCUACGAAGGUGGAUUUCUCGAUUUCAAAGGAUUCGUCGAUUUGAUCACAGCAAUUCAUUUCAGACAUACAAAAGCCUCCGCAAAAUAUCAUUUCGAAGCAUUUGAUUUGAAAAAUGACGGUUAUUUGGAUGAGGAGGAAAUUCGAGAAUUGUGUUUGGUUCUUCACGAAUGCAUUCCAGCCGAAGAAGCGGUUCCAGAUGCUGAUGUUUUAACCGUCGAACUCAUGGAUAUGAUUAAGUGCAAAGAUCGAAUAAGUCUUGACGAAUUUCUGGCAAGCAAAAUGCGGACGACGUUCACGGGCUUCAUCUCGAAUUAUCAAGAUUGGUACAAAUACGAGAGAAGGGAACAAUAA
Caenorhabditis bovis is the source of this 1158-nucleotide messenger RNA. Lineage: Eukaryota; Metazoa; Nematoda; Chromadorea; Rhabditida; Rhabditidae. The record is from the annotation of a GenBank genome assembly.